GCCACUGCCGCCGCCCUCACCUCGCUCUCCAGCUUUUCAAAAAAUUGCGGCGUCACUCUCUCCGCCCUAACCUCCUCACUCUCAACACUCUCCUCAUCGCGCUGGCCGGAUAAUGUAAGCUAUAAUACUGUCUUGGAUGGGUUGAGCAAAAAGGGGAGAUUAAAAGAGAUCCGUGAAUUGCUAGUGAAUAUGAAGAACAAGGGGCUUGUUCCUAAUAAGAACACUUACAACAUUUUGGUGAGCGGGUAUUGUAGAAUUGGGUUGUUGAAGGAUGCUGCUCAGGUUAUCGAGCUGAUGACACUGAGCAAUACCCUCCCCGAUGUUUGGACCUAUAACAUGUUGAUUAAUGGGCUUUGUAAUGCAGGAAAGAUUGACGAGGCGUUUAGGCUUCGGGAUGAAAUGAAAGGCUUGAAGUUGUUACCUGAUGUGGUGACUUAUAAUACGUUGAUAAAUGGGUGUUUUGAUAGUGGAAUGAGUUCAGAGGCCUUUAAUUUACUUGAUGAAAUGAGUGAAAAUGGUUUGGGACGUAAUGAGGUUACUUAUAACAUAUUGAUCAAAUGGUAUUGCAAGGAAGGGAGGAUGAAUGAUGCUACCGAUACUGUUGGGAAGAUGGAGGAGAAUGGAUUUUGUCCUGACUGUGUUUCGUACAAUACUUUGAUUAGUGGGUUUUCUAAAAGGGGAAAUCUUGCCGAGGCAUUUAAAAUAAUCAACACGAUUGGAGAAAAAGGAUUGAAAAUGGAGACUGUAACACUAAACACAGUCCUGAACACACUUUGUCAGGAAAAGAAUCUUAGUAAGGCUUAUGAGUUGCUGACUAGUGCCACUAAACGUGGCUAUAUUGUUGAUGAAGUAAGCUAUGGCAGUCUGAUUGUUGGCUACUUCAAGGAUGAAAAUGUAGACGGAGCUCUUAAGAUUUGGGGUGAGAUGAAAGAGAAAGAGAAAGAGAUCAUUCCUAGUAUUGUCACCUAUAAUUCUCUAAUUGGAGGGCUUUGUAAAUCAGGCAAAACUGAAGAAGCUAUAACUAAGUUGAAUGAACUUUUGGAGAAUGGGUUAAUUCCUGAUGAGAUAACAUACAACACAAUUAUUCAUGGAUACUGCUGGGAGGGGAAUGUUAGGAAAGCAUUUCAAUUUCACAACAAAAUGGUUGAGAAUUCAGUCAAACCUGAUAUGUAUACAUGCAACAUUCUUCUUCGUGGACUUUGCAGGGAAGGAAUGAUUGAAAAAGCCAUUAACCUCUUCAAUACAUGGAUUGAUAAAGGGAAACAGCUUGAUGCAGUAACCUACAAUACACUGAUAACAGCCUUAUGUAAGAAUGGAAGGCUAGAGGAUGCUCUAGCCCUUGCUGCUGAAAUGGAAUUGAAGAAACUAGGGCCAGAUAGUUACACUUACAAUGCCAUUGUUGAAGCACUUACUAAUGUUGGAAGGAUUAGGGAAGCAGAAGAGUUCACUUCAAAAAUGAUUGAGAUGAGAAUAUCAUCCAUUGGAAUGAAUAAGGGGGAAGAAGACAUCAGGGGUGAGUCUUCUUCAGUGGAACAGGAGGACAUGAGCUCUAUUGCUCAGUCAAAGGAGAUUAAUGAGCUUUGUGCCCAAGGGAGAUAUAAGGAUGCAAUGCAUAUAUUUGGAGAACUUACUCAGAAGGGCGUUUUCAUACCAAAGUCUACCUAUAUCACUUUAAUGUAUGGACUCAUCAAGAGGAGAAAAAGUAUCUCCAAAGCAAGGCGAACUUGAUAUGCGGCUUGUUGGCUAUACUCAUGAUUAACUUAAAUGGGAGAAAGGAGCAUAGGUACAUAUACAUUUCUUCCUGAAAUUUAAGAAAAUUCAUUUGAAUUUUCAUCACGUACAGUACUGACAGUUGUGUCUGAUUAAUAUAAUGUUGUCAUUCUGAGGGUUGUGCUAGUUGUAGAAUAGAAUAGAUUACAUAUAUAAACAGGGAGAUGGAAGUAGUGGGGAGGGAGGGAGGUUGUGUGAGUGUGUUGAGGCCAUCAAGAAUUCAACAUGCUUUCUUUUUCAUUCAUCUUGUCCUACCUGCCUUUAAUUGCAA
This is a messenger RNA of Ipomoea triloba (trilobed morning glory), 2041 nucleotides long. Its product is annotated as pentatricopeptide repeat-containing protein At2g16880-like. The record is from RefSeq and is a predicted model, not a curated record. The coding region runs from base 190 to 1728 and encodes 512 amino acids. NCBI's taxonomy places the organism in Eukaryota, Viridiplantae, Streptophyta, Magnoliopsida, Solanales, Convolvulaceae. The transcript is spliced from 2 exons. Gene Ontology annotation, molecular function: protein binding.